GACCACAUCAGACAGGACAGUGGUGGACACUUUACUGCUCAGGGGGCUCUGAUCUCUUGGAUUACCUUUGCUUUGACCACGAGUGCCUAAAACUGGGGACUGUACACCAGCAGGUAGACGAUGAGGUCCAAAAGCAGCGGGGUGGAGAGCCCGGCCAAUGGGGUGCUCGGAGUUCCCCAGGGCGACCAUGACAUCAAGCAAGAACAGGAAGGGGGUCUACCCAGAAAGAGCCUGAAAGCCAAAGUUCAGCAGGAGGAGGGCGAGGACAAGGUGGAAGUGGAGGUGAUCUCCGAUAAAGAGAAGCUACCAGCCGACUCCACAGAGGCUGGGGAGCAGAGUGUGGGUAUCAUGGACCUGUCCAAAGAGGAUCUGCUCAAACUGCUGGGGAUCAUGGAGGGAGAGGUUCAGGCCAGGGAAGACGUCAUCCACAUGCUGAAGUCCAAGCAGACUCGCCCAGAGGUCCUUGAGUCACGCUACGGCUCGGCGGCUCCAGGCCCAGCCCUCCAGGCCCUGCAGAGGGACGGCCUCAUCGCAGGCACCAAGCCACACAACCACAACAUCUACCACAAGCCCAUGGCUGAGCUGGAGCGCCUGCAGGAGAAGCACAGGGAGACGUACCGGCGGAUGCUCGGUCAGCUGCUGCUGGCGGAGAAGUGCCACCGUCGCACCGUGCAUGAGCUGGACACGGAGAAACGCAAACACGCCGACUACAUGAACAAGAGCGACGACUUCACCAACCUGUUGGAACAGGAGAGGGAAAGAUUGAAGAAGUUGCUUGAGAACGAGAAAGCCUACCAGGUCCGAAAGGAGAAGGAGCACUCUAAACGUCUGGCAAAGCUUCGGGAGGAGCUGGUUAAGCUGAAGUCCUUUGCCCUGAUGCUGGUGGAUGAACGCCAACUGCACCUGGAGCAGAUGGACCAACAGAGUCAACGAAUCCAGGAACUCAGCCAGCAGCUACAGCAGCGUGAGCAGGCACUGCUUGAAGCCAACGGGAGAGCUCAGGAGGACAGCCACAGGGUGUCGAGCCUGGAAGCAGAGCUUAAGGAGAAGUCCACCAAGCUCACCCAGCAGUACGAGGAGAUGACUGCCAAGUUGGCCAGUCAGGAGUCCCACAACCGUCAGCUUAAUGCCAAACUUUUGGGGCUUACACAUAAAGUAGAGGAGCUAGAGGAGAGCAACAAGGCCUUAAAGAAAUCUGAGGAGGAACUGCAGGAGUUGAGGGAGAAGAUCAGCAAAGGGGAGUGUGGCAACUCCAACUUAAUUGCUGAGCUGGAGAACCUCCGGAAGCGGGUGUUGGAAAUGGAGGGAAAAGAUGAAGAGAUCACUAAGACCGAAAGUCAAUGUAAGGAAUUGAGAAAGAGAUUGCAAGAGGAGGACAGUAAGAGUAAAGACCUUAGGCUGGAGGUUGAGAAGCUCCAGAAAAGAAUGAUGGAGCUGGAGAAGCUUGAGAGUGCAUUCAGCAUCAGCAAAGCUGAGUGCACCCAACUGCACAAUGCUCUGGAGAGAGAAAGGAGCCUGACCAAAGAGCUGUCAGAUGAACUCAUAGCACUCAGGAUUCGAAUGAAAGAGCUUGAAUCUUCCGAGGUAAGAUUAGAAAAGUCUGAGCUGAGCCUUAAGGAUGACUUGAGUAAGCUGAAGUCAUUGACUGUUGCUUUGAUGGAUGAACGAAAGAAUCUGAUGGAAAGAAUGAAGUCAGAUGAGAAGACAAAGGAAGAUUUGAGUAAGAUGGUCAAGCUUGAGCAAGGUAAGGUUAUGGAGGUGACUGAGAGACUGAUAGAGGAAAGCAAAAAGCUCUUGAAGUUGAAAUCAGAGAUGGAAACCAAAGUAGAGACGCUAACCACUGAAAAGGGGGAGCUAAGCACUAAGCUAGCUUAUGAGAUGGAUAAAAGUAAGGAUCUCAACUCUAAAGUCAGCCAAAUGACAAAGAGACUAGAUGGGUUGGAGCAAGCAGAAAAACUCUCAGUGAAGAAUGCCAUGAAAUGUGAACUGGGAAGAUUUUCUGACCCUGCAAAGAGAGAAGAUAACAAAGUUAAGGAACUCACAUUUGAAAUUGAGCGGCUGAAAAACCGUCUCAAGCAGCUUGAGGUGGUAGAGGGAGAUUUGAUCAAGACAGAGGAUCAGUAUGACUUGUUAGAGAAAAAGUUCAUAACUGAACAAGACAAAGCCAACAUUCUUUCCCAGCAGGUUGAGGAAAUGAGAAGUCAGAUAGCACGAAACAAAGCAAUCGAGAAAGGAGAAGAGGAUAGCCAGGAGGAAGACCUCCGACAGCGAUGCAAGAGAGAGGAGGCCAAAAGCAGAGACCUGCAGGCUGAUGUUGUGGCCCUCAAGGAGAAGAUCCAUGAAUUGAUGCACAAAGAAGACCAACUGUCUCAGCUCCAGGUGGAUUACUCGGUCCUUCAGCAGAGGUUUUUGGAAGAGGAAGAGAAAGCCAAGAACAUGGGCACUGAGGUUUUCCAUCUGACCAAAGAGCUGGAGAUGACUAAACGUCAUAGUCGAGCUCUACGGCCCAGCUUAAAUGGGAGGAGAAUGGUGGACGUUGCCAUGACAUCCACUGGAGUUCAGACAGAAGCAGCAACCAGUGAGACAGCAGAGGAGGAAACCCCCGCUGUGUUUAUCAGGAAGUCUGUCCAAGAAGAGAAUCAUAUCAUGAACAACCUCAGACAGAAGUGCCUGAAAAAGCCAACGGAGAAGGCAAGUGCAAUUGAACGUUGCUCCUCAUCUAACAGUGACCUAGGAAUGAAGAAAUCCUGGAUUCCUUGGAUGAGGAAAAAGGAAAGCACGCCCCAAGGGAAUACCCUGGAAAAGCCACUUCACAUCAAUGGAGACUCCUUGCCCUCUGAACUAACAUUGUCUCAAAAGCAAGGCCAGCCUUUACACAUCCGAGUGACACCAGACCACCAAAACAGCACAGCCACUCUUGAGAUCAGCAGCCCUACUGCUGAAGACUUCUUCUCCAGCUCAGCUCCCCUCAGCCCCAACCCGGCCCAUCCCAAAUCCAAAAUCACAAUCAUUCCCACCCACUCUGCAGCCACCCAGAGAGGGAGGGCUACUCCUGGGUCUCGGGGCCCUGAAAGAGCAAAGUCCCCAGUUACUAUCACAACUAUAUCUAGAGCCAAGUCUCCGGAAAGCAGUCGAGCUUCAUCUUCAGCCUCAGGAAGGCCCUUGUCCCCUAUCUCCAUCAUGACAGUCAGCACUUCAGUGGUAUCUGAUACAUCUGCCUCUCCAGAACCCCAGGAGAUGACCAUGGGCCGCGCUGUGUUCAAGGUCACCCCUGAGAAGCAGAUGGUCCCAAUGCCUGUGAGGAAGUGCCACACCAACACAAACAUCAUCACCACCACUGAUGAUAACAAAAUCCAUAUUCAUCUAGGCAACAACAACAUGGGCCCUAAGAUGGUGGUUAGGCCCAUUGCUUCAGUAACAGACAAUAAGGAGAUGACCUUAUCCACCGGGACAGUUCUGCGCUCCCCGCGCCAAAUCACAGCCACUGCUACCAGGACCACACCCAGCAAAGUGAUGAGCAGCAUCACCAUUACUCCUGCUACAUCCACCCCUUCCAGACCCACAAACAGCAUGACUGGGCAUGAUGGCCAGCAACCCCGCGCAGGGCUGACCCGCAUCCCUAUGUCCAAGAACCUGAAGACAGGGAAGGCUGUGCUGGGAGCCCUCGGGAUCUCGGGUGGAGUGAGGCUGGAGACACGGGCAGAGACUCAGUCCAUGAGGAUAGAGGUUAAAAAAUCCACCGUCAACAGUAGUGCUUUUCAAAAUGGAGGAAAAGGCUGAUGGACACAGGGGAGAGAAGAGGGUGCUCAUAACAGUGACAUCUUAAUAUGGUGCUAUCGGAAGAUGAAAACAACAGCCAUAAAAGACAGAGCUAUGCUGUGCCGUUAUUCAACUCAUAAUCCUAGACGUUACAGUAUGCAGUGGAGUUUUGGUGUACUUGAAAUCAGUUGUAUAUUUUAUAUUUUUGCAAAGUAUUUUGUGCCUAUCUGUCUUAUAUCCAUCUCUGUCAUUUAGAUGACGAUGUAUUCCUUCAUAUUUACAGUAUGUAUUUUGAUGGGGAUUUUGGGUAAAAUACUGGUAGACUA
Messenger RNA from Myripristis murdjan (pinecone soldierfish), 4085 nucleotides. RefSeq names its product filamin-A-interacting protein 1-like. The record is from RefSeq and is a predicted model, not a curated record. Lineage: Eukaryota; Metazoa; Chordata; Actinopteri; Holocentriformes; Holocentridae. The coding region runs from base 121 to 3780 and encodes 1219 amino acids. The transcript has 6 exons.